Messenger RNA from Mauremys mutica (yellowpond turtle), 1136 nucleotides. RefSeq names its product palmitoyltransferase ZDHHC3-like. NCBI's taxonomy places the organism in Eukaryota, Metazoa, Chordata, Testudines, Geoemydidae. Gene Ontology annotation, biological process: protein targeting to membrane; peptidyl-L-cysteine S-palmitoylation. Bases 146 to 1036 code for a protein of 296 amino acids. Gene Ontology annotation, molecular function: protein-cysteine S-palmitoyltransferase activity. Gene Ontology annotation, cellular component: endoplasmic reticulum; Golgi apparatus. The transcript is spliced from 9 exons. The record is from RefSeq and is a predicted model, not a curated record.
CCCCCAUGACGUCUGUGAAGGCCUUGGCUGCGAUUGGGCGAGAGGAGGGCGGGGGCGGCGCCUGGCCGUGCCCCGCCCCCAGCCCCAGCUGGCGGAGCCGCGGCUGCUGCUGCCCGGCCGCUGUGUCCGGGCCCCGGCGGCGGCCAUGGGGGCGGCGGGGCCGGGCCGCUGCGGGCGGGACCCGUGCGGGGCGCUCUGCCUGGUGCUCACCUACCUGAGCGUGGGCUACGCCGACUACGUCAUCCUCACCCACAUCCUGCUGCAGCCGGGCUUCCGGGGCAGCCUCUGGUGUCCCUUCCAUGCCGUGAUGUUUAACCUCAUUGUCCUUCUGUUGCUGGCCUGUCACACACGAGCAGUCUUUGCUGAUCCAGGCAUGGUCCCGCUGCCCGAUACCGCCAUCGACUUCUCUGACCUGCGCAGCAACACGCCCCACAAGAGCGAGCGGAGCAAUGAGGACUGGACGGUGUGUAACCGCUGUGAGACGUACCGCCCGCCGAGGGCGCACCACUGCCGCAUCUGCCACCGCUGCGUCCGCCGCAUGGAUCACCACUGCCCCUGGAUCAACAACUGCGUUGGCGAGUUAAACCAGAAAUACUUCAUCCAGUUCCUCUUCUACACUGGGCUGGCUAGUCUCUAUGCCAUGGGGCUGGUGUUAACCACAUGGCUGUGGCCGGUCGACAGGAGCUUCCCCGGGAAGAUGGAAGGUGUGGCCGGAGGCGUCUCUAACAACCACGUCCAGAUGGCUCACUGCAUCGUCCUGCUGGUGGAGUCCAUCCUCUUCGGGGUCUUCGUCACCGUCAUCUUCUAUGACCAGGUGGUCUCUAUCAUCACGGACGAGACGCCGAUCGAGCAGCUGCGGAACCGGCUGCUGAAGGAGGCGCGCCGGGAGGUGGCACACACCCGGAAGCCGAAGAUCGCGCUGCUGCGGGAGGUGUUUGGACGGGGCUUUGUGAUGUGCUGGUUUUUCCCAUGUAACUGCAGCCCCCCAUCAGGCGGGGCCCCUGCCUACAGCUACCUGCCCAACUACGAUGUGUGACCUCCGUGGCACCUCUGCAGACGCUGCCUCUCCCGCCUCGGGGAGGGGACUUGUGCUGCCAGUGGCUUUGCAGAACUUGCCACCAAACGGCUCAUUUGGG